This is a messenger RNA of Aspergillus sclerotioniger CBS 115572, 1533 nucleotides long. RefSeq names its product ribonuclease H-like protein. Bases 333 to 1109 code for a protein of 258 amino acids. The transcript is spliced from 2 exons. Gene Ontology annotation, molecular function: nucleic acid binding; 3'-5' exonuclease activity. Gene Ontology annotation, biological process: nucleobase-containing compound metabolic process. The record is from RefSeq and is a predicted model, not a curated record. Lineage: Eukaryota; Fungi; Ascomycota; Eurotiomycetes; Eurotiales; Aspergillaceae.
GUCAGCGACAGCAGCAGGCCUGCACCAUAUUUUGUUGGGAAAAUAUGCAUUCCAUGUCAUCGAGGCUGCGUGUUAUAUAUAAACUGGGCUCCUUUGUGCCCCUCUAUCCAAAAUGCAUUUUUCCAGUGCCCUAGGCCUAUUUGCCCACGACACAGAUUGUGAUACUACAUUGUUCCUCGCUAAUCUUGACGAAUCAGGCAUUGAGACUCAGAAAAUAUCUUUAUCAACUUUAUCAAUUGACUGAGCUACCCUGAACGUCACAGCCUCUCGAACGAGUCUUUCCAGUGUCCUCCCGAAAAAACAAGCUGGACUACAUCUCAGUCUCCGAAGAUAUGCCGGCUGCACUGAGUAUACAGAGGGAGACGAACUCAUCUCAUCAUAUCAUUGCAACGAGCUAUGAAGUCGCCGAACUAGUGGAUAGACUGGUAAAUCUACCAGUGUCACCCCCCUCGCUCUACAUUGACCUCGAAGGGGUUAAUCUCUCGAGGCAUGGAAGUAUCUCAAUUCUUCAGAUAUAUGUGAGGUAUUUAAACGAGACGUACCUCAUCGAUAUCUACACACUCCAAGAGGUAGCCUUUUCUCAAAAGGGGACCAACGGCAACACGAUGCGGGAUAUCUUGGAAUCAUCUACUAUCCCCAAGGUCUUUUUCGACGUGAGGAAUGAUGCUGAUGCACUCUACCACCACUUCGGGGUAACGCUUGCCGGGGUCCAAGAUCUUCAACUGAUGGAGCUCGCAGCCCAUGAUCAUAGGAGGCCCAUCGUCAACGGACUGAAACGAUGUCUCGAAAAGGAUAUCCGCAUGUCUUUUGCGGAACGACGGACAUGCCAAGAGGUAAAGGAACGGGGACGAAGGUUGUUUGCCCCGGAGAUAGGAGGAAGUUAUGAGGUUUUUAACAUCCGACCUCUAAAUAAAGACAUCCAAAGGUACUGUGCUCAGGAUGUCCGAUACCUACCGAGGUUGUGGGAUGUCUAUAAUAAGGGACUGACCCAGGAGUGGAGUGAGAGAGCUGCAGUGGAGGCCAAGAGCAGGAUUCGGUGCUCCCAGAGCCCAUCGUUUAAUGGAAAAGGGCGUCAUAUGGCCUUGGCACCACCCAGUUGGAGACGAUAAUCGGGGAAACAAAAAGUAGAGCGUAUUCCCACCUCUUUCUGCUAUGAUGGGCUUUUUACUUCUACACUGCAUCCCGAGAGCUAAUGCUAAUUAACGAUGCCUACUUUAUACUGUUUCGCAAAGCCGCUAAUUUUCUUCGCUGCGACCAACUUGAUGAACAUAUCCACGAGAUCAUAGUCGAUUGGCAAGACGUUAGGACACCUUCCUCGAUUUCCGGUGAAGGGGUUGGACGUGUUGAUGGGGCUUUUUCUACGGAUCGCCGCAAACAUCUCGGAUAUGAGUCUUCCCUGUUCCUGUCGCAAUCUAUCCUCAUUCUGCUCAAGCACGUUAAAUCGCGUUCAGUCAGGUUGCUUAUUCUCUUUGUGGCUACCAACGAAUGAAAUUUGACCUGGAAAUUAUUGUCUGGAAUCAGACUGCUUGGAAU